Messenger RNA from Phycodurus eques (leafy seadragon), 8257 nucleotides. RefSeq names its product centrosomal protein of 135 kDa-like. Lineage: Eukaryota; Metazoa; Chordata; Actinopteri; Syngnathiformes; Syngnathidae. Bases 321 to 6065 code for a protein of 1914 amino acids. The record is from RefSeq and is a predicted model, not a curated record. The transcript has 43 exons.
UUUGGACGCACUAAUACUCUAUCUUUUGUAAAGCCAAACUGUUCACUAUAGAUGUGUUUAUAAAUAAUCGACGCCAGGGCACUUUCUGAUGCCAGUAAAAGGAUUGACUCCUCCUGGCCUAAACUGAAAAGGAUGGCUAAAAGUUUUACUAUCUGGAGUUGCCCUGCCAGGUAUACGCCAAAUUGGGAUGUUUUCUAUAUCCUUAAAAAACAAAUCCAAAUUAAUCCAUCAGAAUUUGUGCGUGACACAGUUUAAUCAAGUGGAUGUAAGUAGUUGUACACAAGAGUAGCCAUUUAGACUGGGAGACAAACAUCUAUCAGAUGAGCACCAUGGCUGUCAACAAAGAGAGGAAAAGGUCCAAGCUGAGGGGUCACCUGCACAUGAUGGGCUACAAUCACUAUCUAGGAGCAGAAUCUGUGCCUCUUGUUGAGAAACUUUUCAGUGAUCUGGUCCACACAACCGAAAGCCUGAACGAAUCCCAACGAUCAACAGACAAGUCAGAGAAAGAAAGCCAAAACUCUGAUGUCCGCCUGACCCGUGAGAACCAAAAGCUUCACCUUGAGCUCAUGAUGGUGAAGGGCGAAAAAGCCCACGUGAGCAAAGAGUUGAAGGUCUACAUCACGAAGCUGGACGAUGAGCUUGCUUUACUGAAGUCUUUGAACAAGCGGUAUGUCCAAAAGAUCCACAGCCUGGAGAAGGACUGCAAAGAAAAGGCCAGAAUCAUCCGUCAAUUACGGAGGAAGAAUUUGAAUGUCGAGGCGCAGGCAGAAGCACUUCAUGUCACGUCUCCGUCUGAUGAGCCGCAUGCAGCCGGCCUGCAGCAGGAAGAACUCACAAAAUUAAAAACAGAGCUGGAAAAUUCUCAGGAACACAUACAACUCUUAAAUAACCAAAUCGAUGAACUGCAAGAGACCAACGUCACACUGGAACAAAAGGUCAAGGGAGUGGGGCACAAGUCCUCCACCAAAGUGAACGACCUCACCUCGAAGAACCAUGAAUUGUGUCAAGAGAUCACGGACAUACGCAACCUCGCCAGGAUGAUGGAGAUGGAGAAGAGGCAAAAGUUGAAAACUGCUGAAAUGAAAUUGCAAGAUCUGAAAGACGUUAACCGAAAGCAACAGGAAGUCAUUAAAAACUUGGAGGAUCAGCUCAGUAAAAAAAGAACGACUUCAGAUCUCCCAGGCGAACACGAACAGAAACCAAGGACUGUUGACCAUCAGGACGACAUUCACGUUGAAGCUUCUGACCUGGAGUUUAUAAAAUCCGAGCUUGCGGAUCAGUUGGGGGAUCUCAGAGAGCAGAAUGAAAAUUUUAAGGGAAUGGUGGAUUUACUGGCAGCAGAGAAAAGCAGGCUGCAGGAGAAAGUGCAGAAGAUGAUGUCCGUUGAGAAAGUCUUGGUGCUGGAGUUGGAGGGCUGGCGGACGAGAUACGGCAUUUGUGGAAGGGCACGCUCGCCAUCGCGUCUGGAUGCCUUUGUCAAGAGUUUGGAGGAGGAAAGGGAUCAUUAUCGCCAGGAGGCUGAACACUAUAAAAACGUUAGUGUGUCCAGCAGCUCCAGUCGCAGUCCGGACAGGCAGAGGAGUCAGGGAAUCGAGAAAAUAAAACAGCAGCCUGAGGACCAAAGCUCAAAUCCACCUGAUGAAAUUUGCAACCUGAAAGAGGCACUCAGACUGGUAGAAGAAAAUCUCCACCAGGUGACGAAAGAGAAAAUCUCUCUGAUGGAAGAAUUGAACGAAAUGCAGAAGGCCCACCAAAGCUCAAACACGCCUCCUGGAAUCCUGAAACCGAAUGAAAAGUUCAUACAGGCAGCAAAGAAAACCCAACAAUUGACUAAAGAAAAAGACAGACAGAUAGAGGAGAUUGAGCACGAGCGACGCAACUCGAAUACAUCGGAUGAGAUCUCAAACCUGCCGCCAGAAGAAAACCUCCAACAGCAGCUGCAGCCCGAACAGCACGACUCUACCGUGUUUGCUGAAAUACUGGGCCUGAAAGAGGAGCUUAGCUUGGCUGAAGAAAAAACCCAGCUGUUGACGGCUGAAAAAGACUCACUCAUGGAGGAGUUUCAGCAAAAGCAGCUGCAGUGUGAGCAACACACCUCAGAAAUGUCAAACGUCCGGGAGCGCCUCAAACUAGCGGAAGAGAAAAUCCAGCAGCUGAUGGGUGAAAAACAUGCACAAAUGGAAGAAUUAAAGCAAAUGCAGGAGCAGCAUGCAGCACCAUCUGCUGAAAUCACAAAGCUGAAAGAAGAGCUCCGUUUGGCCAAGGAAAGAAUCUCACAGGUGUCGACUGCAAAAAAUCUACUAAUGGAGGAACUAAAGCAGCAGCAUGAAAAGCAAAUCUCCAAUGCUUCCGCUGAAAUCUCAAAACUAAAAGAGGAGCUUCAACGGGCAGAAGAAAAGAUCCAGCAGUUAACUUCUGAAAAAGACUCACUGAUGGAGGAGUUUAAGAAGCAGCUCCAGCACGAGGAGCACGACUCAAAAAUAUCUGCUGAGAUGUUCACACUGAAAGAAAAGCUUAAAAAUGCUGAAGAGAAAAUUCAGCAGGAGAAGUCAGAAAAAGGCAUAAAGAUGGAGGAAUUGAAGAAAAUGCAGAUACAGCUCGACAACGACAGCUUAAGUACAUCUGAUGAAAUCGCAAACCUGAAAGAGCAACAUAGAUUGGCUGUAGAACAAAUCCAUCUAAUGAUGGACGAAAAACAGUCACUGAUGCAGGAACUGAAGCAACAGAAGCUACAGCAUGAGCAACACAUCUCCAACACGUGCGCUGAAAUCUCAGACCUGAAAGAGAAGCUCAGAGUGGCUGAAGAAAAAAUCCAGCAAGUUACGGCAGAAAAAGACAAGCAAAUGAAGGAAUUUAAGCAAAAGCAACUACAAGAUGAGGAGCAUAACUCAAAACAAUCUGCUGAAUUGUUAACACUGAAAGAGAAAAUCACAAAGGCAGAAGAAAAACUCCACCAGGUGAAAUCUGAAAAAGACACACAGAGGGAAGAAUUUAAGCAAAUUCAGCUGAAGCACGACGAGCAGCACUCAAAAACCUCUGCGGAAAUAUUAACGCUAGACGAGAAGCUCCGACUGGCAGAAGAAAAAAUCCAACAAGUGAAAGCUGAAAAAGACUCACUGACGGAGGAAUUGGAGCUGCAACAGAGUGCCGAUCAAAACUCAAAUACAUCUGCUGAAGUUGUAGAACUGAAAGAGAAACUCAGAGUAGCAGAAGAAAAAAUCCAGGAGUUAACGGCUGAAAAAGACUCACUGGUGGAGGAACUGGAGGAAAUGCAGCAGCAGAAUGAGCAACUCACCUCAAACACAUCUGCUGAAAUCGCUAAACUGAAGGAGAGUCUCAGACUGGCAGAAGAAAAAAUCCAGCAGGUGACGGAAGAAAAAGACUCACAGUUGGAGGAACUUGAGCUGCAGCCAGUCGACGAAAGCUCAAAGCACACAUCUGACGAAGUUUUAGAACUGAAAGACAAGCUCAGAUGGGCUGAAGAAAAAGUCCAGCUGGUGACUUCUGAAAAAGACUCAGUGAUGGAGGAGUUGAAGAAACAGCAAAAGACAAGUUCAAGUACAGCUGAUGAAAUCUCAAAGCUGAAAGAGAAGCUCAGACUGGCAGAAGAAAACAUCCAGCAAUUGACCGAAGAAAAAGACUCAUUGAUGGAGGAAUUGAAAAAAAAUAACAGUUCAAUCACAUGUGAUGAAAUCUCCAACCUGAAAGAGAAGCUUACACUGGCAGAAGAAAACAUCCAGCAGUUGACUAAAGAAAAAGAUUCAAAAGCUGUUGAGCAGAAGCAACGUGAUGACCAAAGCGCAAAUGUGGCUGCUGAAGUUGUUAAACUGAAAGAGAAGCUUCGACGGGCGGAAGACAACAUCCACCAGUUGACUAAAGAAAAACAUUCAAAAGAUGUUGAGCAGAAGCAACGGAAUGACCAAAGCACAAAUGCGGCUGCUGAAGUUGUUAAACUGAAAGAGAAGGUUCGACGGGCGGAAGACAAAAUCCAGCAGUUGACUAAAGAAAAAGCUUUAAAAGAAGUUGAGCAGAUGCAAUGUGAUGACCAAAGCGCAAAUGCAAAUGCUGAAGUUGUUAAACUGAAAGAGGAUCUUAAAUGGACAGAAGACAAAAUCCAGCAGGUGACGGUGGAAAAAGACUCACUGAUAAAGGAGUUGAAGCGAAAGGCCAGUUUAAACACAUCUGAAGAACUCUCCAACCUGAAAGAGAAACUCAGAUUGGCUGAAGAAAAAAUCCAUCAAGUGACAGCUGAAAAAGACUCACUGAUGGAGGAACUGAAGCAAAAGACCAGUUCAAACACAUCUGAAGAAAUCUCCAAUCUGAAAAAGAAACUCGGAUUGGCUGAAGAAAAAAUCCAGCAGGUGACAGCAGAAAAAGACUCACACAAGGAGUUAUUGAAGCAGAUCUGUGGCGAUCCAAGCUCAAAUACAUCUGCUGAAGCUUUGAAUAUGUUGAGAGACAAUCUUAAACUGGCAGACGAAAAAAUCCAGCGGGUGACGGCUGAAAAAGACUCCCUGAGGGAGGAAUUAAAGCUGGAGCAGGAGAACCUGGAGCUGCGUUCGCAGGUUUUUGCACUACGGGACCGUGAACGGGAUGUGGAGCGGCAGAUGGAUGCUCGUUCUGCUGCGCUGGUUCAGAAUGCGGAGGAGGCGGCACGGCAGAGCAAAGUGGGCUCCGGUCUUAGGCGACAGCAAGAGCAGAUUCAAAAUGCGCUUUUAGACCUCCAACAAAUGCUGUCCGUAAAGAACAAUGAGUUGCACGCCGCUCACAGCCAGAUGGAAAAACUGGAGGACAUAAUCGAGUCGCUGAGUCAGCAGCUUUACCAGCACAAGCAGGAAGCCGAGGUCCUCCGCAUCUCUUUUUCGGCGUUGUGUAUAAAAAAGGACGUCAUGCAGGAGGAGAUGGCAAAGAAGACCAAGAGGCUGGGGGUUCUCCAGGAACAGCUCGGCAAGAAGCUGGAGGUCGAACUGAAAAGCCGCGAGCGCGAGCUGGCCGCUCAGAGGAUCCUGCAAAACCACCAGGAGGGGUUGUUGCAACUCAAAAGAGACAACGAAUUGAUCAUCGACGAGUACAGGAGGCUGCAGGACGACCUGGCCGCCAUGACGCAGGAGAAUCAAGCUGCACACGUGGAGAUGGAAGAGACUUUAUGUGAACGGGAUGAGCUAAAACAAAGAGUCCAUUCUUACAUCAAUACGGUGUCCCGGAUUGAGAACAUCUUGAAGAUGAAGGAUCAAGAGAACCUGGAACUUGCGGAGCGUUUCCGCAUGGCCCGUUCGGACAUGCAGGAGCGGGAGCAUCGGUUGCAGCACGUGGAGGGCCUCAUCGGCUCCGUCCGCCUGGAGCUUCUGUCGUCUGAGAAGGAACGACAGCACCUCCGCGAAGCCCUCGGGCACAAGGAGCGAGAGAUCCAGCAGCACCUGCAGGACUUUCAGACGUACAAGGAGCAAGCAGCGACGUUCGCCCGCGGGAUGUCCCGACUGGAGGAGGAGCUUCGCGUACUUCAGGAGGAGAAAGUGUCUCUCCUGGCCGACCUUAUCUCGGUCAGGGAGCUCUGCGUCAAAAUGGACUCGGACAAGGAAAUCGCCGCCCGGCAACUUUUGCACAAGAGCAUGGAGCUCGAGAGGGCGUCCACGAGGCAUGAGGACGCUCUGACGGAGGCGGCUCUCCUGAGGGAGCACCUGGCCAGCGAGAAGCUGGCGCUGCGCAACACGGACGCCAUGCUGGCCACCAGCCGCCUGGAGAUGUUCCAAGCCCACCAGGCGGCCAGCGACAAGGACGCCGAGCUCAAGGCCCUGCGCCACAGGCUUACCCUGGCCGAGAACAAGAUCGUGGCACACGCGAGGGAGGUGACUAAUCUCCGGGGGAAAGUCACACAGCUGCAGACCAAGAUGGAGGUUCUGAGCAGCAAAGGCCAUGAGCGCGAGGCCCUCCGGGACCCGCCCUCGUACGACAUCUCCUUCAGACCCUUGAGGGCCUCCUCGCCCGUCGACCACCCAGCCAUUCCUCGUCAGAUGGCCCCUGACAGCUCCAUACAAGAAGAAGAGUUCACCUUAGGGCCCACCUGACAGAAGAUCCUGGACCAUCCUGGACUCCAAAAGAAGUGACGUAGUCUCACAACACUAGAACAUCUACAUGAAUGCUCUUCCCUUCUGUGAGGCUUCAGAGCUUCUCAGCAACUGAAUUGAGGAGCUUCAGGUUGACAAAAGUAGUGCUUUACUGCCAUCUUGUGGUAUCCAUAGGAAAUUAUACACAUUUUAAGGGGGAGCGCCAAUGACUCGCAGAUUUUCCAUUCACUAUUUCGUGGUAGUUCCAUAUUAGGAGGGAACACUGUACACUCAUACCGAUAAUCGGACCAAAUUUGUGCACCUCCUCCCCUUUGCAAUCAUAGGUCAGUGAAAACCUGAUUAUUGGAUGUCCCUAAAAAAAUGAUCCUGAGUGAUUAUCCUGACUAACAUUGUACUUCUACCACUUCAAAUCCGCUAAAUGGCACCAAAUGUUUUACUCGGGUCAAUGUUACAAGCUAAAUUUUAACAUUGGCAAAAUAUGCAAAUUAUUCUCACACAUAAGGGUUCACACUUGCUGACAAGCAGCCUUAAAUCCUCACAUAAAAGAUAACAUAUUGCACUGUCUGCUUACACAGUGGAAUGGAAAGAAGCCAUGGUCGAUCAAUAACCUCUGCCCUUUGGAUUUCGUUUCAUACUGUAUUUUUGAAUGUACUUUUUAUAUUGAACUGCGUAAUGCGGGUGGAAAUGUCACAAAUGUGGUGGUUCAAAUUUAUCAACAUUUAAAACGUACACCCCCAAAAAAGGUUAAAUUAGGUUAGGUUUAUGUUCAUAUUUUUCAAUGUUCAUGGUAUAUGAAAUAUAUUAAUUGACUAAACAAGUGAAGUUCUGUUGAUGGUUAAACAUGCAGCGGGUCACUUUGAACCGUGACCGUUUAUAGCGUAAAAUGUAUGGAAAAACAGUCUGUUCAACAAAGGUGUGUGUGUGUGUGUGUGUGUGUGUGUGUGUGUGUGUGUGUGUAUGUAUGUAUAUAUAUAUAUAUAUAUAUAUAUAAAAAACACAAGGGGAAAAGGAUGGAGGUAAACAUGUUUACAGAAAACAAAAGUCCAAGAUGUACAUGUACAAUUCAAGUAUAAUUCUUUGGUUAAAUACAAGUUGGCAAAUGCUGGCAGGGCGAUUUUACAGGGAUUUCAUUUAUGCAAAGCAUUACAGCAAAUACAACAAACAAACAAAUAUUUAUAUUUACUUUUGCUUUUUUUGUGUACCUCAAUAAAUUACAAUAAGGUAGAAAUGUUUAUUUAAGUAGUUCAAAUAAAUAUUGUAUCAUCAGUAAACACACAAAAAUACUUUUUGAAUAGUAAAAAUAAUUUCUUCUUGUUUGGCCUUUUUGCAAUCUCUAUCGCUGAUAUUCUAUCUUAUUUUGUUUACUUUGUCAUUUUCAUGUGCAAUUUUAUUCUAUUAAAUAUUAAGGUAGACAAUAGUUGCACAGUAUUAUUGCUCAUAGGUUGUUGUACUGUGAAGCACUUUGUAACUGUUUUGAAAGGUACGAUAUAAAUUAAUUGGUUGCUAUAAUGUGAUGCACUUUUAAGAGUUUUGAAAGGUACUAUAUAAAUUAUUAAUAUGUCAAUUUGAGAUUGUAAAUUUUCAUUAGCUGUAAGCAAAAUAAUAUUUUAAAAAAUCAUUAACUACCGCUGUGUGUGUAGUGGAAACAGUAAAUGAAGAUUCAACUUUGAAAUUGAACUACUGAAAUAAAUCUUUUUACAGAAAAAUAUUAUUGAGAAACAUUUGAAUAUGUAAUGGUUACCUUGACUAACAAAUUUAAUUCGCUCGCAGAGGAAGCUUGUAACUCAAUUUAUACGUAUACCAAAUCAAUUUUCUCCAUUGGAACUAAUAAAAAUGCUCUUAAUCUGUUCCAUGCCCCCAAAAUACAAAGCAUUUUUGGUUAUGUUUUUAAUAAAGAAAAAUAGCACCCUUGUAUAAAAACAUAAAACUGUAAAGACAAACUACUUUAAUAAAGUUUCAUUCCCGUACAUACUUGAGUAUUCGUGCGUUGGAUGUGUCCCUUUAAGGGGCGUGGCCUAGUGCGUGACGUCGGGAUGGCCGGUUGGUCUGCAAGUGAGUGUCCUACAGCAGCUCCUUGCGAGUGUUCUCAUUUUGUAGUUGACUGUUUUUCCAGUUCAAUAGAUGGCUGAAAGUGCUUUGAAUGCAAAAAAAUAUAUGUAUGGGGGGGAAAUCUGACCAAGUGAUGGCUUGUA